This is a messenger RNA of Trichomonas vaginalis G3, 564 nucleotides long. RefSeq lists its product as uncharacterized. The coding region runs from base 1 to 564 and encodes 187 amino acids. The record is from RefSeq and is a predicted model, not a curated record. NCBI's taxonomy places the organism in Eukaryota, Parabasalia, Trichomonadida, Trichomonadidae. The transcript has a single exon.
AUGUUCGAGAAAAAGUUCAACAUUGAAGUACAAACUUUACAGCCUUUACGUGAGUUUCUUGCACAACUGAAAGAAGAAGGUAGUCAGCCACAACUUAUAGACUUUCAUUAUGAAUUUAAUGAAAAUGAAGAUGGAACUCAUGACUGUCAGUUUGUUAUAUAUUCACCAUUCAAUGAAGUAGCUAAAGAGAAAGAAAAUCCAUUACGUAUAAGGUUUCAAAUCUCUGAACCCAAUGAAGAUUUCAAGAAUGUUUUCAAUUAUGAUGCAAUGCUUCCGAGGAAAAAUGAAUUUUCAAAGAUUGUAACACCUGGCAUUUGGGAUAGAAAGCAAGCUAUAUUAUAUUCAAACUUAAGUAAGGGAGUUGAAAAUGAGUUCAUUGGUCAUACAAGAACUUCACCACUUCCUAACCCUAAAUACUAUAAAUUAACUGGCUUCAAUCGUGAGUUUUGGAUAGACAUGUUCUCCACUCAUGACCAUAACUGCCCAGUGUUCUUACCUCCAGACCAUAAGGACUGUCUCUACAUUGAAGCACAACUCUUAAACUCUACAAGAGCUGUAUUGUAA